Messenger RNA from Thrips palmi, 611 nucleotides. RefSeq lists its product as uncharacterized. The coding region runs from base 148 to 540 and encodes 130 amino acids. Gene Ontology annotation, molecular function: protein binding; structural constituent of ribosome. The record is from RefSeq and is a predicted model, not a curated record. Gene Ontology annotation, cellular component: ribosome; cytosolic small ribosomal subunit. Gene Ontology annotation, biological process: translation. The transcript has 4 exons. NCBI's taxonomy places the organism in Eukaryota, Metazoa, Arthropoda, Insecta, Thysanoptera, Thripidae.
CCUUUUCUUGUAACCUUGGCCGCAUGCAACACUAUCCCCCAGCCAACGAAUCGCAGGUCGGCAACAGAUCCUGGGUUCUGGAAUCCGUUUCCGCCUUUCCUUGCAGCGUGGAUCUGUGGUGUGUUUGGGAGUGAGACAAACAACAAAAUGCAGCUUCACGUUCGUGCCCAGUCCAAUCAUGUCUUGGAGUGUUCCGGCUCCGAGACCAUUUCUCAGAUCAAGGAACAAAUCUCCCGGUUGGAGGAUGUUCCCAAGGAACUGCUCUGCCUGUACAGCGAGGGCGCUCCCUUGACUGACGAUCUGUCUGUUGAUGGUCUUGCAUCAGUGAGCAUUGAUGUCACUAUUCCCCUGCUCGGAGGUAAGGUCCACGGUUCUCUGGCUCGUGCCGGUAAGGUCAAGGGACAGACCCCCAAGGUUGAGAAGCAGGAGAAGAAAAAGAAGAGGACUGGCCGUGCCAAGAGGCGUAUCCAGUACAACCGCCGCUUCGUUAACGUCGUUCCCGGUUUCGGCAGGAGGCGAGGACCCAACUCCAACUCAUAAUUUAGAUGCAGGCUUUGCAGCCAUCCUCGAUUUGUACAGCUUUGUGUAAUAAAAGUAUGGUUGCUUAAAAA